CAAAAAAAAAAAAAAAAAACAAAAACAAAAACAAAAAAAAAAAACACUUUGUUUUCUUUUGUAAAGGGGCGCUUCAGUUUUACUCUUUUUUUGUUAUUUCUGUUACAAACAGAGACAAAGUAGUAAGCCUCAGUUGGAUCAUCAUCCCGGUAUAAAUCUUCUUUCCUGAAUGUUACAAUCAGAAAGGUGAAGCCUUUUUAAAAUUUUUCCUCUGCUUUGGUCAUUUGCUUUUUGAAUGGACAAGUUUUUUGCUUUGGCUGCUGUUUCUGUUGUCUACUUUCUUCCACUCUUUCAUGGAGGAAUAGCAAUAGCUGCAAGAACUCCAGAUGGCUCAGAGGAGUGGGGAUAUGUGGAAGUCAGACCCAAAGCCCACAUGUUCUGGUGGCUGUACAGAAGUCCUUACAGAGUUGAAGAUCCUUCCAAGCCAUGGCCAAUUAUUCUCUGGCUGCAAGGUGGUCCUGGUGCUUCAGGAGUUGGGAUUGGGAACUUUCAGGAGGUUGGACCAUUGGACACUUUCUUGAAACCAAGGAAUUCAACUUGGUUGAAAAAAGCGGAUCUUCUGUUUGUUGAUAACCCAGUUGGAACUGGAUACAGUUUUGUGGAAGAAAAAGAUCUGUUUGUGAAAACAGAUGAGGAGGCGGCCAUUGAUUUGACCAAAUUGUUGGAGGAAAUCUUCAACAGGAAUGAAAGUCUGCAAAAGAGUCCUCUGUAUGUUGUGGCAGAGUCAUAUGGAGGCAAAUUUGCGGUAACUCUUGGUUUAUCAGCUGUGAAAGCCAUUGAAGAAGGAAAAUUGAAGCUUAAACUUGGAGGAGUGGUAUUGGGAGACAGUUGGAUCUCUCCAGAAGAUUUUGUGUUUUCUUGGGGUCCUCUUCUUAAAGAUGUCUCAAGGCUUGACAACAAUGGAUUGCAGAAAUCAAACAGUCUGGCUGAGAAGAUUAAGCAGCAAAUCAAGGAGGGUAAGUUUGCGGAUGCGACCAAUUCAUGGAGUGAGCUUGAGGAAGAGAUAAGCUCAAGCAGCAAUGCUGUGGACUUCUAUAAUUUCCUACUGGAUUCAGGAAUGGACCCGGUGUCUUCCUUGACAACCCUUGGAUUGUCAAAAGGAUUAGCAAUAAACAGAUAUUCAAGAUAUCUGAGUUCCUUGAGAUCUACUCCAGAUGGUGAUGGUGAUCUUGGUACCUUGAUGAAUGGUGUUAUCAAGAAGAAGUUGCAGAUCAUUCCAGAAAAUGUGACAUGGGGAGGACAAGGAGACUACGUUUUCACAGAGCUACAAGGAGACUUCAUGAGAGCACGGAUUGAUGGGGUGGCUGAGCUACUUGAUAAAGGAGUGAAUGUGACUGUAUACAAUGGACAACUUGAUCUCAUUUGUUCAACCAAGGGAACUGAAGCAUGGGUUGAGAAGCUCAAGUGGGAUGGACUCCAAGCAUUUUUGAGCAAGGAUAGAACUCCUCUGCACUGUGGGAAUGAUAGCUUUACCAGAGGGUUUACCAGAUCAUACAAAAACUUUCACUUUUAUUGGAUUCUGGGUGCAGGGCAUUUUGUACCUGUUGAUCAGCCCUGCAUUGCAUUAAACAUGGUUGCUGACAUUACCAACUCUCCAGCCUAGAAUUUAUGCCCUUUUUUAUAUAUAAAGAGAAGAGAAAGAUACAAGUAUCGAAUAAGCCACCAAGGAAAAGGAUUUAAGAGACAUUCAAGGUACAGAAAGCACAAGUAGAUAAUAUUGGAGGAGGAAGCUACAGGGUUAUUUAUUAACUGCAAAUUCUUCUCUUUUGAUCAUUUACAUUGUUAAAUUUCUAAAUUAGUUUACUUGGUUUGCACAUUCUUUUUACUUUACAUAACUUUAUUGAGGGUAAAUUUCUUCA
Messenger RNA from Ziziphus jujuba (common jujube), 1859 nucleotides. RefSeq names its product serine carboxypeptidase-like 51. Gene Ontology annotation, molecular function: serine-type carboxypeptidase activity. The transcript is spliced from 13 exons. Bases 236 to 1603 code for a protein of 455 amino acids. Gene Ontology annotation, biological process: proteolysis. The record is from RefSeq and is a predicted model, not a curated record. NCBI's taxonomy places the organism in Eukaryota, Viridiplantae, Streptophyta, Magnoliopsida, Rosales, Rhamnaceae.